Molecule: messenger RNA, 2458 nt
Organism: Paramisgurnus dabryanus
Lineage: Eukaryota; Metazoa; Chordata; Actinopteri; Cypriniformes; Cobitidae
Gene: rab28
Product: RAB28, member RAS oncogene family
Molecular function (GO): GTPase activity; GTP binding
Source: RefSeq, a predicted model, not a curated record
CAAUCAUUUUACUUCACUGAACAACACAACUGUGGAAUCCACUACCCGCAUUAUCGCACGUUACCAUGGCAAUAGGAGAGCGUCACGGUGGACGAGUCCAUUCCGGUAUCGGGAGAGCUGGAUCGACAUAAAAACAAAUAAAAGCCCACACCAUCGCUCCGCACCACACCCAUAUCUUUUAGCUUUAACCUUGAGAGUUGUGAGAUUAGAGGCAGUUAUAAAGCUUGUCUCUGUGUUUAUGUGCUCGAGUCUGUGUGCUUGUGUGCGCGGUGGUUUGCGCUGAGGGAAGAUGGCGGCGGCUGCGUCAGUGAUCAGAUUAAACCGCUGCUGCUAAAUCUCUAUUUUCACCUCGUGUGUUUUCUAAUUGUUUGUUUGUGUUGAAUUGUACUAUUGUUGUGGUGAUGUCGGACUCAGAGGAAGAGAUUCAGGAGCGACAGCUGAAGAUCGUUCUGCUGGGAGACGGAGCAUCUGGAAAGACAUCUCUCUCCACCCGGUUCGCACAAGAGGCAUUUGGGAAACAGUAUAAACAGACAAUAGGGCUGGACUUCUUCCUCAAGAGAAUCACUCUGCCAGGAAAUCUGAAUGUUACCCUACAGGUGUGGGACAUUGGAGGACAGACAAUUGGAGGAAAAAUGCUGGACAAGUACAUCUAUGGAGCACAGGGCGUGCUCCUGGUGUAUGACAUCACUAAUUCUCAGAGUUUUGAGAAUCUUGAAGACUGGUUAAAUGUGGUGAGAAAAACCAAUGAAGAGUCUGACACACAACCUGCGAUAUCACUGAUCGGAAACAAGAUUGAUCUGGAACACAUGCGGACAGUAAAGAUGGAAAAGCAUCAACGAUUUUGUCAGGAGAAUGGACUCAUCAGUCAGUUUGUGUCUGCAAAAACUGGAGACUCUGUGUGUCUCUGUUUUCAAAGACUGGCAGCAGAGAUUUUAGGCAUUAAGCUGAGUAAAGCAGAGAUGGAGCAGUCACAGCACGUGGUGAAAGCAAACAUAGUGAACUACAGUCAGGAAUCGGUGGCACGACCGGUCAACCCUCCACGCAGUUCCAUGUGUAACGUACAGUGACUACGAUACAUCAUCUUUGUCAUCUCUGUCACUCUGUGUCUGUGAUGUAAAAGUGUUGUGUGUAACAGAGAUCUGUCAUGAGUACAGAUGAGGCGAGACAUUUAAUUCACUCUCAUUCAGAGCUGAUCCACAGAUUCUGCUGUGACCUUUACAGUUUACAAUUGUUUCUUUGUUUUCUCUUUUGCCAAUUAGAUAUUGUACAUUAUUGAAAACAGCUUUUGAAUGAGAGUAGAUCAGAGUUUUAUCUGUUAUUUAUCAGAUAAAUGAGACAGACACUCAUUAGAGAAAACAGAUUAUUUACUUUUUUUCAGAUGAAGUAUUUUUAUGACCAUUUAGAUCUGACACCUGCAUAAGAAAUCCUUUACCUUUGACAUCUUGUGCUCAGACAUCAUUCUGAAAAAUAAAUAUUUCUGUCAAAAUCAACAGUGCUUUAUAGGCAGAAUAUAUACGCAAAUACAUAAUAGAGUUCACAAAUGAAAAAUGAUUUAUAAAGAAAAUAUGUGUUACUUUAUUUUUUUGCUUCAUAUUUAUUGAACUGCAAAUGAAUAAACUUCUAGAUUUCGUCACUUUUUUUAAUUCAGAAAAAUAUUCUCUGAAACAAAUUAGAAUUGGCUGUUUAGUGUGGUAUGCAUUAUUGCUUUUUGUUUUGCAAUUUGUAGAAACUUUACUAUGAAGCAGAAAUUUUGUAAUUUAACUGUAAAGUAAUACCUUCAAAAAUCCUUGUAUGUUCCAAAAAUCAUUAUAAGACUGAUGUUCGAUGUUUUUAAGUAUUUGGGUCCAGUAAUCAGCAGAAAAGGACUUGGGUGCCUUUCAGCUUUGUUUGUUUUUAUUUUUUGGGACAUCAGGAUUGUCUCUGUACUUUACCAUUAUACGAUACAACAUUGUAUUUAAACACUGAAUGUAUUUGCAAAAACAAUUACACUGUAAAAAAUUUGCUGUAGUUAUGCAGCUGUUUGCCAGUAACUUACUGUAGAUAUAAAUGUAUGUUAUUUACUGUAUGACUGUUUGACAGUUUGUUCAAAGCUAAAUCAACAUUAGUCUUUGACUUUACAGAAUAAAACUAUAAAAUAACAGCCUCAUGCAAAGCAUUCUGGAAACCAGAAAUCCUCAUAAACCUUUUUUCUUUUUUUCUUCAGAUUUUCAUUCCCAGAAUGCUUUGAAUAAGGCUGUUAUUUAGUUUAAUUCUGUAAAGAUAAAGACUGUUUAAUGUUAAUUUAACUUUAAACAAAGUGUUGCCAGUAAAUAACAUUAAUUUUAAUUUACAGUAAGUUACUGGCUAACAUCUGCACUGUAACUUCUACAGAAUUUUGAACAGUGAAGCUUCUUCGGGUGUAAAAUGUUGUAGGCUCUCUGAGUUUAGUAAUAAAUGUCAAAAGACACAUUCAAAUCGA